Miscanthus lutarioriparius is the source of this 1236-nucleotide messenger RNA. Lineage: Eukaryota; Viridiplantae; Streptophyta; Magnoliopsida; Poales; Poaceae. The record is from the annotation of a GenBank genome assembly.
AUGGCCCAGCGGUCACUACAUGGCCUCAUCACCUUCCUAACUUGCCUCUUCCCCUACCUCCCGGUCGCGGAGGCCCUGGCAUACCUUGACGCUGUCGACGCCGACCCCCUUGCUGCUGCUGCCCUCAUCAUCGCCAGACAUGGGCGGAACUACUACUGGAUGGACCCUACCAUUGCCGCCGCCACCAUGGCGAUGGCCCUCAAAUGCGGAGCAGUUGCCGCCCAGCAUCCAGACCCAUCCCUACUAGUGAAAGGAUGGAUGAGUCUUUCACAUCACCUGCAUCAGAUCGCCCGUCCUCUGUCAGUCCCCUUUUCGGACUUCAUUACUGGGAGUUUCGUACUCCGCAACCUUCAAAAUGAAUCUUGCAAUCUUGAGGUCCAAGCUAUGUGGGAACUUGCAGAUAACAGGCUUCGUGCAAAGCUUAAGCUUUCUGGUGGUGGCUUACUCUUACCCACAGGGCUUCCUCCUAUCCGCACAUCCAUGAUGCGUAUGCUCCUUGCAAAAAUCCAUGGAUUCUACCUGAAGGCACUGUGCAGUCUCCCCAAGGAUGAGCUGACUGGGAGGUGCCUAUCCUCUAUUGGCACGUUGUUGGACCAUCAACAGGAACCUGAACCUACAGUGGUUGGCAAGUCAGAAUACGCCGAAAUAUCUCGACGCGUGCACAGGUUCUGGGGCCUGCAUGACCGAGUCAGUAGCAUGGUGUUAGCUGCACUGGAGAAAUUCAACAGAAUUCAUGUUGGAAUCCCAGAUUCCCAGUAUAGCCUUCAUGUUAUCUGUGGUGUUAAUGAGCUUGUAUCUGGGCCAAAGUUUUGCAACCACUUUCUGGCGCAUCUUCCUUUCAAAUAUCAGUAUUCCCAUAUCAACUUUCUGGCUACUCUGGAUGCUCAACCUCCAAAGCUCUUCUUUGCUGAAUGUAACCUUGAUGAUCAUAAUGAUACUUGGUGUGUCCCUGUGGAUUGGUCACGCCCAGUUGGUGGACAAGCUCGGUGCUUUUAUUGUGAGAGUCAUGGUAAUAGGAUCAUCCAUCCAGCCUUGUCCGUUUUCCAUGGGUUUAACUUUGAGGAGGCCUUCUUUGGGCCAGAUACUAAAAGUUUUUAUGACAACAACCAGAUCAUCUUCUUCAAAUCUGUAUUUGCGGACUGGGUGAAUAGUGUGGAAGAAGAAGCUAUCUACAACAAUUACAGACUUCGUGAUGACGAUGAUGGUAAUGGGGACUCCAAGCGUUUACGACUUUGA